CAGCAGUUAGCCCUGCCCUGAAAGAAAAAAAGACCCCCCCUUCCACAGGAACCCCAAAACUGAGACAGGUUCUGGGCAGCUUAGGUAGACCUGGGCUUGCAGAUAAAGCAGAUUUGGGGAGCAGCUAGGUCAGGGGUUGGGAGGCUCCUGAGAGUGUGAGCAAGUUGAGGGUUUUUUUUGGGGGGGGGUCAGGCUAGCUGUAAGUGGGCUUAGUCCCUUAGACUGGGAGGUGUUUCCAUUGCACUGGGGUUUGGCCGUGGGGUUUAGAUUUCCUGGCGCCCCAUGGAAGAUUCAAUGGAGAGGAGCCCCCUCUUAGGAGGGGGCGACCACCGGGGCCCCCCCAGCUCCCCCGGUGCCAGCGCCUUCCGCGGCCGGCGCCUGGCCUGCGCUGCAGUGCUGCUGGCGGAGAUGCUGGAGCGAGUGGCGUUCUACGGCAUCACCUCAAACCUGGUGCUUUUCCUCAACGGGGUGCCCUACAACUGGGAGGGCACCCAAGCCAGCCAGGCCUUGCUGCUCUUCAUGGGCGUCACCUACCUGGUGUCGCCCUUCGGGGGCUGGUUGGCGGAUGCCCUGCUGGGCAAGUUCCCCACCAUCCUGUUCAGCAUGGCGGUCUACCUGCUGGGCAUGCUGGUCUUCCCUGCCAUGGCUUACUCCACCACCCGCCAGUGGCUCUGCGGGGAGAUGCCCCUGCGGACCGUAGAGAAUUGCUCUGUGCCCGUGUCGCCCAACAUCACCCACACCCCGUGCCAGCUGCAGGGAGCCAACCGCUAUUGCCUGGUGGCCAGCUUCGUGGGAUUGGUUCUCGUGGGAGUCAGCGUGGGUUCCGUCAAGGCCAACAUCACGCCCUUCGGAGCCGACCAGGUCAAAGACCGGGGCCCCGAAGCCACACGAAGGUUUUUCAACUGGUUUUAUUGGAGCAUCAACUUGGGGGCCAUCGUAUCCUUGGGAGGCAUCGCGUACAUCCAGCAGAACGUGAGUUUUGUCAUCGGCUACAUCAUCCCAGCUGUUUGCAUCGGGGUGUCCUUCGUCGUCUUUCUCUGUGGCCAGAGCUUCUUCAUCACAAAGCCCCCUGACGGCAGCGCCUUCACAGACAUGUUUAAGAUUCUGGCCUAUUCGUGUUGUUCCCGGAAGAGGCCUGAGGAAUACUCCAGCAACAGUAGAGACACCCAAGGGGUACUUCAUCAACCAGCUCCCAAACAAAGCCUCUUCGAGAUGGCCAAAUCAUCCCAUGGAGGGCCAUUCAGGGAAGAUAAAGUUGAGGAUGUGAAAGCUCUGGUCAAAAUCAUUCCAGUCUUCCUGGCCCUCAUACCUUACUGGACGGUCUAUUUUCAGAUGCAGACAACGUAUGUCCUCCAAAGCCUGCACUUGAGAAUCCCCCAGUUUUCAAACAGCACCUCAAACAGCCAUACGUUCCCUGCAGCUUGGCUGACCAUGUUUGACGCGGUGCUUAUCCUCAUAUUAAUACCUUUGAAGGACAAAGUGGUCGACCCCAUCUUGAAGAGGCACGGCCUGCUCCCGUCGUCGCUGAAGAGGAUUGCCGUCGGCAUGUUCUUUGUGAUGUGCUCUGCGUUUGCUGCAGGAAUAUUGGAAAGCAACAGGCUGAAGAUCGUGAAGGUCAGGACUAUCAAUCAGACGAUUGGGAACGCAGUCUAUCAUGCGGCUGAUAUGUCGGUCUGGUGGCAGAUCCCUCAAUACCUCCUGAUUGGGUUCAGCGAGAUAUUUGCAAGCAUUUCGGGUCUGGAAUUUGCAUAUUCUGCUGCUCCCAAAUCUAUGCAGAGUGCUAUUAUGGGUCUCUUUUUCUUUUUUUCCGGAAUUGGGUCUUUUGUUGGAUCAGGGCUUCUGGCUUUGGUGUCUGUUACAGCGAUUGGCUGGAUGAGUAAUCACACAGAUUUGGGUAACAUUAAUGGGUGCCAUUUAAACUAUUACUUUUUUCUGCUGGUUGCUAUUCAAGGAGCAACCCUUCUCCUUUUCCUUAUUGUGUCUGUCAGAUAUGACCGCCAAAGAUCCCGGACUAACGGACCUCCCGCCAGUGUGCGGACCUGACAUCUGCAAGGAAAGAGCAGCUUUUAUGACCGACAUUUGAUGUCAGUUGAACCAUCCAUCUGCGAGGUCUUAAAUGCUAAUACAGUGGCCGUUUGUGGCCAGGAAAUGUUUUCUUUAAACUUGCAUGUUAACAUUGCGUUCUUGCCUCAACCCUCUUUGUUCCUUCCCCUGUAAAAGUAGGUAAGUGCCUUAUGUUAGCAAGAUGGCCUUGUCUUGCCCAGUGCCCAGAGACAUGGCCCAAGCUCAAUUUUUCAAGUGUGUUACCCUUGGGCACAGAAGACGCACAGAAGAUGCAGCGAACUUAUUCGAAGCUGUUUCCUUCAGUCUGUUGAAGCUGGGGACGAUUAGCCUUUGGAUACAGAAGCGAUGAAUGACUGCCUACUAAGGAGACGUUUAAUUUCUUUGAAGAAUGACUUUGAAGGAAAUGAGCAAAAGAAGGUUGCUUGCCAUUUCCCCUUGCUUAUCCAUUUCCCCAGAAAUAAUGUUCUCCUUUCUUAAAACGGAAGUGCCGGUGUGGAUGGGGGUGAGAAGUCUCUGUUGGUGUUGGUUAUAUGGGAAUGAAGUGGUGUGGAAUUUUUUUAUUCCUGUGUUGUCCAAAAAGGGAAGCGACUUCAACCUACGUGGUAUUUUCCACGGCAAAAGUUAUGAAACUACUGUAAUGAACAGGCCUCGCUGUGCAACGUGGCGGUCCUUCUGUUGCUGUCUCAUUUCUAUCCGUUAAAUCAUUUCGUGGCAGGAAACUGAGCUGGUAUCAGAGUCUUUCCUUUUUCUUCCUUUCUUUUCUGUUGCCUCACGCCUUGAGAAUUUAUCCUUUCUUAGGUAGGAGUUGAAAUGUACUCAAGCAUUUGGGAUAUAUUGUGUGCUGUGAAUAAGCAAAUCUGUUACUGUCCCCUCAUUUUUAGGUCACUUUCCCAUUUAAAAGCUGAUGGCGCGGAUGGGAGUAGAAACUAUAAGUAUUUGAAAGUGUAAUUUGAGCUAGGUUGGAUGGACAUUCUGAAGGGCACAGCCAGUUUGGAGUAGAGGCCCAAGAUGGAUGAAAGUUCUUUGUGGUGCGACCUUGGCAAUCUGUGUGCCAAAACAAGGCCCAAGAAUCUACAUUGACUGCUAGCCAAACUGGUUCUCCAUUAAAACCCCAUCUUGUGGAGGACAAGGCUCUUGUAUAUAAAUCAGGAAGAGGGAACAUUUGACCCUCCUGAAGUUGGACUCCCAGCUCCCAUCAGCUUCAGCCAGCUUGAAGAGUGGUCAGGGAUGAUAGGAGAUGUAGCCCCAAACAUUCUGAAGGGCCACAGGUUCUCCACCCCUGACGUAAAUCUGCCUUGAGCUUCUCAGCAGAGGGGUGUGCCAUAGAAACAGUUGGGUUCCCUCAGUCAUUUUCCUAGCCUUCUUAAUUAACCUAAUGAAAGCAAGAGCCUUUAUUUCAUCUCGCAUGUACCUCGCUCAAAUGUUCUCUAUUUCUCACAGGGCCUAAUUUUCAGCCACAUAAAAAGCAGUAUUUUGCACAGAAAUUGCGGAGUUCUGGCAAGUGGGAAUCAACUCCACCUAAUAACAAAUGGUUUUUCAACUUUUUUUUUAUUUUUGGUGAGGAGGUGAUUAAUUUUUAAGAGUAUUCAAACAUUGGAAUGGAAAAGGCGCCUUUGGUUUUCUAUAAUUCAAGUACCUUCAUUUGGAAAUGUUUACAAAAGCCCGUGUGCGGGGAACCUGUGUUCUAGGGUGAAUAAAAAAGUAUGCUGCAGA
This is a messenger RNA of Podarcis raffonei (Aeolian wall lizard), 3777 nucleotides long. It is a transcript of the gene SLC15A4, whose product is annotated as solute carrier family 15 member 4. NCBI's taxonomy places the organism in Eukaryota, Metazoa, Chordata, Lepidosauria, Squamata, Lacertidae. Gene Ontology annotation, cellular component: membrane. The record is from RefSeq and is a predicted model, not a curated record. Gene Ontology annotation, biological process: transmembrane transport; oligopeptide transport; histidine transport. The coding region runs from base 283 to 2043 and encodes 586 amino acids. Gene Ontology annotation, molecular function: L-histidine transmembrane transporter activity. The transcript is spliced from 8 exons.